Mycena indigotica is the source of this 1761-nucleotide messenger RNA. RefSeq lists its product as uncharacterized. The record is from RefSeq and is a predicted model, not a curated record. Bases 1 to 1761 code for a protein of 586 amino acids. NCBI's taxonomy places the organism in Eukaryota, Fungi, Basidiomycota, Agaricomycetes, Agaricales, Mycenaceae. The transcript has 16 exons.
AUGUCGGAAAUCAUUCUCACUCAAACGACGCAGUCACAGAAGCACAACGAGGCCCUGCACCGGAAGGAUGCGGAAAACGAGGCGCGUCAGGCGUCGGUGAAAGACCGUGAGCGGGCGGUGGAGGGGCGCGAGCGGGAGUUGGACGAGCGGGUACUGGCACUCAAAGAGCGGACCGAGCUUAUCCGCGGGGAGAUGCACAUGCUCGUGGCGGAGCGCGACUUGCUGGCGAGGGAGCGGGAUGCGGCACGGGAGGCGCUCCAGCAGCGGGACAGCGACGUUGCGGCCGCUAAUAGCGCACUCUAUACGCUGCUGCGGGAACACGAGGAACUCAAGAAGACACAUCGCCCGCAGUGCCCUGAAAGCAAUGACAGUCUGCCAGAAGGGAGCAUUCGAGAAGUUGUCGAACAGACCUCCCCUGAGGCCGUCCCGCCGGUCUUGAAGGCGCCAUCGAGCCACCCAACGACCAAUGACCCCCUCCAGUUGCACCUCCCCGCCCUGCAGCAACUCCUCUCUCCGUUCCAACAACUUCAAGCGCUACUUCCGCACGACCUUCGCGCGGCGCUCACUGCCGACUCGGAAGACCCCACCGCGGAAACCCAUUCCUAUAGUUCGAUCAUGAUGCCGUUGACAAGACCCCAGGUCUCAACGUCCGUUUCUCAGAUUGGUUAUACUUCCUCCGAGUCCGAGUCUCUGUCGUCGAUUUCCCCAGACUCGGAGCAGCCUGCCCUGUCCCCUUUCACAGAACAUCACAACGAACUUGAUUCCAAGAGCGAAACUAGGUCUAUCUCCCUCCCCGAUGACUUGGCUGAUGUGUUGCGGGAAUCGCCCGUCGAUGAUUGUUCGUCGCUGGCAAUUUCGGCGCCGUUCUCUGCUAUGAGCAACCAAACUCAGAAUACCGUGACACCAGGUUCGCCUGAUUCAAGUUCACCGAAGAUGCCACCUCCGACCGGUUCUGCCGCCGGAGCCUUCCGUCCUCGUGUAGCCCCGCUGGCGGAACGCAAGAUCUACCUGGACUUCAUGGCGCAGUUUCUUCGUCCGUCCACACGGCCGUCAUUCGAGAAAAACAUUGGCCGCGUGGCAGGCAACUUGAACAAUCAUCGGGCCACGGCCAUGCUGCGCUCGCUCGACAAGAGGCCAUCCAGACCGCCACUUUACCUGCCGCAUCGCACUCUGUGGUGCACCAAGGAGAAGCUGCAUGCGCUGUGCUUCGAGCCGACGAUGGUCUACAGCCAGGCCGCGGGCGAGUGGUCGGCGAAUGAGUCGGUGCAGCGCCUGUGCGGGACAGAAGUGGACCUGUUUGUCCUUGACGAGUCGGACAUGUACUAUGCGGGCGUCUACUUCGUCCACGACAUGAGCGCGCUGCACCCACCGGGGUCCAUUCUCCCGCGUGAUAUUUCGUUCACCGCGACCAUGCGCGCGAUGGGGCUGGAGCGCCUGCGCCUCGGCGGGCGGGAGCCCGACUACGAGCUGCUGACCGAGAAGCUUGCGGAGGUGUUUGCGGACCGGAGGCCGCGGACGGCUUGUUUCGGGCUGCAGUGUGUGGGUUUCGACGGGGAGCUCUAUCGGACCUUGCGGGAUAAGCUCCGCGGCCGGGAGCGGGGCGUGCGGCCCGGUAGACCGCUUGUCGACGCGGCGGAGUCGCCCGUUCAACGGCCGGCGCGCAGGGCAUCCAGUGGGUAUCGCCGCAGGCUGGAAGAUGAGGAUGGAGGUGGGGAUGUUGUCAGUGAGGAGGCACGGGAGGCGAAGCGCCAGCGGCGAUAG